GCAUACUACGAGUGGAGCAGCUGGGCCCCGCCGACAGAUCGCAAGAUGCAGUACCAGUCCCGCGACAAGGUGAAGACUCGUUUCAUGGUACUCGCCCACCUGGCAAUCCAAACAGUAAGAGCGAAGAAAUCGGGCGAGGAGCUUAAGGAGGAGAUGAGCAUGCUGAAGUACGCGCUAGACCAGGCCAAACCCUUGAGCGAGGUCAAAGCGGAACAGGUGGCCCGGCGAACACCCAAGAUGGAAGAUUUGAAGAAAACCAAGUGCCGCAUCGCCACGCUGGAGGCCCAGGUCGGAGAACUCGAGUUCGAUAUCGAGGACACCAAGACGGUCGUGGCGGAGACCGAGAAACAAGAUUGCCGCCGAGCUCCACGACAUCAUGCCCGAGCCUGCUGGUGCCGAAAUGACGGUAGAGACGAGGACGACGGCACCAAGGGCAGCAGCCGCAACGCAG
Molecule: messenger RNA, 451 nt
Organism: Prorocentrum cordatum
Lineage: Eukaryota; Dinophyceae; Prorocentrales; Prorocentraceae
Source: the annotation of a GenBank genome assembly